CAAACAGGUAAACAUUGGAGUACAUGCGCUGGCGUUUUCUUGUUUCUCUGCCUUGUUGCCGUGAAACGUUUGAUUAUUAAAAAAAUAAAUAAAUAAAUUACAAAGAAUUACCAAACCGUUGAGGUAUUUGUUUUAGUUUCUAUGAGGAAACAAAAAGGCUGUAACUCGCUCUGGUUAUUCCUGACUGACGGGUUAGAUACUUUGGAGGGUUUAAAAAAAUCGUUUGCACUGAGUUACUUCCUACCUACAAUAUUCAAAACCAGAAACUCACGGUACACACAGAAAUGGCUACUACUGCCGAUCUAGUCAGCAAUGGAAACAUACAUCGACAUAACCAAAACAUCGAUACCUUUAAAAGUGAUGCUUAUGUGAGAAGCGGAUUUAAUAGCCACUGUAAUAAGCACAACGGCAAAGCAAAUGGAGGUUUAGAUAAACGUCCAUUUAAAGAAUCCUUUGACCAGGCUCCACUGUAUGUUGCCGUUCUAACAUAUGUGGGCUUCGGAGUCGUUACGCUGUUUGGUUACUUCAGGGACUUUCUGAGGGCCUGUGGCCUUGAAAAAUGUUAUCUUGCACAAGAAAGGGAGGAACAAAAGGAUUUUGUACCACUUUACCAAGACUUUGAGAACUUUUACACAAGGAAUCUGUACAUGAGGGUGCGAGACAACUGGAACCGGCCAAUCUGCAGUCUUCCAGGCCCACAGUUUGAUCUGGUGGAACGUGUUUCUGACGACUACAACUGGACUUUCAGAAACACUGGAAAAAUUAUCAAAAAUGUCAUUAAUAUGGGUUCGUACAACUACCUGGGUUUCGCAGAAAACAACGCCAGCUUCUUGACGACUGUGGAGGACACAACAAGACAGUAUGGCGUCGGAGUCUGCAGCACCCGGCAGGAAAUGGGCAACCUUGACAUCCACAAUGAACUGGAAGACCUGGUGGCAAAGUUUCUGGGGGUAGAAGAUUCUAUGACAUUUGGAAUGGGCUUUGCUACCAACUCCAUGAACAUUCCAGCACUAGUUGGCAAGGGCUGCCUCAUUUUAAGUGACGAGUUAAACCAUACCUCUCUUGUCCUGGGAGCAAGACUGUCGGGAUCCACAAUCCGCGUUUUUAAGCACAACAACCUACAGAGCCUAGAGAAAUUACUGAGAGACGCCAUUGUGCACGGUCAGCCUCGAACUCAUCGGCCAUGGAAGAAAAUCCUCAUUCUAGUCGAGGGCAUUUACAGCAUGGAGGGUUCGGUUGUGCGGCUGCCAGAGAUCGUAGCUUUAAAGAAGAAGUACAAGGCUUAUCUGUACUUGGAUGAGGCUCACAGCAUUGGGGCAGUGGGGCAGACGGGCCGUGGAGUCACAGAAUAUUUUGGAUUAGAUCCUUCAGAUGUCGACGUAAUGAUGGGUACCUUCACCAAGAGCUUUGGAGCAGCUGGGGGAUACAUAGCUGGCAAGAAGGAGCUGGUAGAUUUUUUGCGUACCCAUUCACACAGCUCUGUCUAUGCUACCUCCAUGUCGCCACCUGUCGCCAAACAGAUUCUGAGGGUCUUGAAGUGCAUCAUGGGACAGGAUGGAACAACAGUGGGUAUCCAGAGAGUGCGCCAGCUAACAGAAAAUGUGAGGUACUUCAGACAGAGGCUUCAGGAGAUGGGUUUCAUCAUAUAUGGGAAUGAAGACUCUCCAGUGGUUCCACUGCUGCUCUACAUGCCUGGGAAAGUAGGGGCCUUUGCAAGGGAGAUGUUGAAGAAGAAUAUUGGGGUGGUGGUGGUGGGGUUCCCAGCCACUCCCAUAACAGAGUCCAGGGCUCGGUUCUGUUUGUCUGCUGCUCAUACCCGCGGGAUGCUGGACAAGGUUUUAAACACUCUGGAUGAUCUGGGUGAUUGCCUAUCACUGAAGUAUUCCCGCCACAAGAGGUCAAUCCAGGACAGAACUCUAAGACGAAACUCCGUGCUUAAUCAUUAAACGACUCAAUUUUAUUUUUGGAGUGCAGGGAAAAACUAAGACUGAAGGAAUUUGAAUAUGGUUUUCUUCCCGCUUUUGGGAAUUUCUAUCUCUUUAUCAACUCGUCUCUUGAAUGGAAUAAAGCUGCAACACAACUUCAUACUGUAUAUGUGUCAUAAAUGGAUAUGCUGCACAGAAAUUUUUUUAAAAAUCUAUGUUGUGUGGCUCUUUCAGGAAAGGAAUAAAAUAUAAGCCUGGCAUUGUUUGUUUUGAGAUUCCCAAAGGCUCAGAUGGGCCCUUUUUAGGCUGUACACAUAAAACAAGAAGCAAUUAAUUGUCAGAAACAGCACAGAACAAACAUUUUUAUGACUUGAACCACUGCUGGUGUACGGUUUGUUUUUGACAUAUUUUAAUAAUUUUGUUAAAAUGUAGAUGUGUAUCUAUGCUCAAGGACAAUUUUUGAUAAGUCUCUGAAGUUUGUGCCUUUGUGAUAAAUGUGCCUUUUUUGAAAAAUGAGAGGUAAAAUUAAGAAUUUAGGGGCUACAAUAUAAAUGAGUAACCCUUUGCUAACAAAACGGUCACUUAUGAGUUAAAGAUUGUUUACUCCGCUGUGAUUUUUUAAUUUUUUUUUUGUGAGUAAAGCUUGUGGUUUAAAAACACUAUGCCAUUAAAUAAACAAAGAUUAUGUUCUGUUCUGAAAGUACUUCUUUUAAAUGGUUCAGUCUGUUAUCUUAUGUGUGUUCUGAGAAACCUGAGCUGCUCUAGAACAUGUUUCAAUGUUAUAUGUGCUGGGCAUACCUAAUUUACAUUAAGUUGCAUUUGGCUUUGUUUAUAAUGACUUAGGACACGCAGAGUGGAACAUUCUUUUCCUAUAAUUUUUAUGUCAUCGUACUACAGUUUUCUAAAUUUUACAAAAUGGAAUGGCUGAAGGGGGUAGGCCAGUGCCUAUUCGGUACAACUAACAUCGUUCAAUAAGUAAAAAAGGGUCUAAUUCAGAGAUAAAUGGAAGAAUCACUGAAGUCUCCAAAGGAAUUCAGUAUAACUUUCUGUCGCUUUGCACUUUCUGUAAUCUUGUGCUUUCUUCCUUUGUUUUUCUUUUGCAAGGAAGAAAUGUAUCCAUCUCAACCAUCAGCUAUCGGUUUUACUAAAAAUGCAGCCGUGCCUAAUAAAUAAAACAAAACCGUCA
This is a messenger RNA of Polyodon spathula (Mississippi paddlefish), 3111 nucleotides long. RefSeq names its product serine palmitoyltransferase, long chain base subunit 3 (gene sptlc3). NCBI's taxonomy places the organism in Eukaryota, Metazoa, Chordata, Actinopteri, Acipenseriformes, Polyodontidae. Gene Ontology annotation, molecular function: pyridoxal phosphate binding; serine C-palmitoyltransferase activity. Gene Ontology annotation, biological process: ceramide biosynthetic process; sphingosine biosynthetic process. The coding region runs from base 285 to 1946 and encodes 553 amino acids. The transcript has 12 exons. Gene Ontology annotation, cellular component: serine palmitoyltransferase complex. The record is from RefSeq and is a predicted model, not a curated record.